AUAAUACGAAGAAUUGAAAAGCAAUUCAAGUCCGCAGCAAAUUUCUCAUGGGAUAGGAAUUGGUUUAUCAUGAAAUGCAGGUAAAAUUGAUUAAAGAAGGUUCGACGGCAAAAUUCUUGUAAAGGCAAAGGAAUUAGAAGCCAGAAAAAAGUAUUUUGGAGCGAUUUCGUGAUCGUCGGCGUCAAAUCGUGCACUUUGAGUUCUUUCAGGGCCGAUUGGGUCGGGGAAAGCUUUUGGGCAUGUGUUUCCGGUGUAAAACGAUGAAUUCUUGGCAAAAGUGUAAAAUUUACCCUGUAUCUAUGACGUAUUUUUGAGUUAUGGUGUAGAUUGAGGAAAAAUAUACUGUUAGCUAAAAUAAACACUGGAGAAGCUGUCAAAUAAGGCUCGAAACGAGGGAUUUAUUGGCGUCGGGUUGUAUCGAGCAGAUCGAUGAAAAUUUUUGACUUAAAGCUUGUUCUGCAGUAAAAUUUGAAACUUGCAGGAAUUUGUUUUUGUAAAUAAUGGAGAAUUCGUCGAAAUUCGAGGUUUUUUUGCCUUCAAUUCGAGCAUUGAGUGGAAAAGGUCAGAAUAAAGGCUGCGAAUAGAUUUGAGUAAGAAGAUUGUGUAGAUCGGGCUCCAAAUGGCGUCAGCUGAGCCUGGUUUGGGUGAAGUUUCAGAAAGGAAGGCAUCUACUGGGUGGAAACUGUGUGGAUUACCGACGUGGCAGAAGAAGCCUGUCGAACGACGGACUUCUAGGAGUCGUAGCAGUGGGCGCCCUCCUGCCAAGAAUCAACAGUCUUUAAUUGCGGUUGCAAAAUCCUGCCUUUUGACUCGGCGGCGGCUCCGGCUUGAUCCUUCUAAGAAGCUUUAUUUUCUCUAUGAACCUGGGAAGCAAGUUUCCAGUGCGGUGAGGAUAAAGAAUGUCAGUCGAUCAUAUGUAGCUUUCAAAUUCCAGACAAAUGCUCCCAAGAGCUGUUUUAUGCGACCUCCAAAUGGCAUUCUUGCACCAAAUGAAUCAAUAACGACAAGUGUUGUAAAAUUUGUGGAGCAGCCAGAAAACUCUCAAGAAGGGAAGAUGAAGCAGCCAGAAAAGUCAAAGGAAAGGAAAACGAAGGAUAAGUUCAAGAUUGUGAGCUUGAAAGUGAAGGAUGGUGUUGAAUAUACUCCAGAACUGUUCGAAGAGAAUAAGGAGGUGAUAGCAGUGGAGAAAGUUUUACGUGUAGUGUUUCUUGAUCCACAACGUCCUUGCAAGGAGCUGGAUAAAUUGAAGAAACGUCUUGUAGAAGCAGAAGCCAAUAAUCAAGCUCGUAAAAAGCCUCAGGAGGACAAAACUUCGAAACCACCUGCUCCAGCAGAAGGUGUUAUAGAUGAAUGGAAGGAACGGAGAGAGAAAUAUCUUGCUAAACAACAGGGUGAAGUAGCAGAUUCUGGGUGAACAUGCUACAACUUUUACAGGGAAAUAUGUAGUUAUUUUGUUUAAAGAACUAAUGCCUGUUUUAUUUUGAGCUUCAAUAGAAGAUGUAGGGAAAUAAAAUUUAGACAUCACAGUAUAGAAGCCAAAGCACUGCAUCCAGCUACAAUACAAUAUCUCAUCAAAUGCAGUGGUCUUUGAAGAGAAUCUUGUAUGUAUAUAAUGUUUGCCAUUGCAAACUGACAUUGCAAUUUAUUGUAAGUGCUAAUUCAACAAUACCCAAUAUUGCGUCAUUGUGCUUUUAGGUUUUGCUGGACUUUGAUUCCAUCACUUAAAAGUGCGUUGGAAUUGCAAAGUUCUAAUAAAUUCUUGUUAAGGAGUUUGUAUUUA
Molecule: messenger RNA, 1780 nt
Organism: Cryptomeria japonica (Japanese cedar)
Lineage: Eukaryota; Viridiplantae; Streptophyta; Pinopsida; Cupressales; Cupressaceae
Product: vesicle-associated protein 4-1
Exons: 8
Coding region: 620-1414 (264 amino acids)
Biological process (GO): endoplasmic reticulum membrane organization
Cellular component (GO): endoplasmic reticulum membrane; plasma membrane
Source: RefSeq, a predicted model, not a curated record